Messenger RNA from Myotis davidii, 447 nucleotides. It is a transcript of the gene BCL2L12, whose product is annotated as BCL2 like 12. The annotation marks the transcript as partial. NCBI's taxonomy places the organism in Eukaryota, Metazoa, Chordata, Mammalia, Chiroptera, Vespertilionidae. The record is from RefSeq and is a predicted model, not a curated record. The transcript has 5 exons.
GAGGACACGCUGAGGGUCCUAGCUGCCUUCCUUAAGCGGGGUGAGGCUGCCGGGUCCCCCAUUCCAGCCCCACCCAGGAGCCCUGCCCCGGAGGAGCCAACAGACUUCCUGAGCCGCCUUCGAAGAUGCUUUCCUUGCUCUUUGGGUCGAGAAGCAGUUCCCCCUGAGUCCCCCCGGCCUUGCUCCCUGCCCCUUCGCCCCUGCUACGGUUCGCAGCCUGGCCCAGCGACUCCAGACUUCUAUGCCCUUGUGGCCCAGCGGCUGGAACAGCUGGUCCAAGAGCAACUGCGAUCCCCACCGAGCCCAGAGUUACAGGGUCCCCCACCCACCGAGAAGGAAGCCUUGCUGCGGAGGCUGGUGGCCCUCCUGGAGGAGGAGGCAGAAGUCAUCAACCAGAAGCUGGCCUCGGACCCUGCCACAGAUUUUAGAAAGAGCACUGGGUCAUAA